Molecule: messenger RNA, 6574 nt
Organism: Cinara cedri
Lineage: Eukaryota; Metazoa; Arthropoda; Insecta; Hemiptera; Aphididae
Source: the annotation of a GenBank genome assembly
AUGGAUAAACAACCGGAACUAGGAAUCAGAAUGAAAUUGGGAUCACGGAAAGUUAGAACUUUAAAUACACUGGGUGUAUUACAAUAUGUCUUAGAUACAUUUAAAUCAUAUAAAAUACAACUAUUAGCCUUACAAGAAAUCAGAUGGCCUAAUAAAGGAAACAAUGGAAACAAAGGAAAUAAAGGAACUUUAUUCUACAGUGGAACAAAUAAUGGUGUUCGGGAAAAUGGUGUGGAUAUCAUAGUACACAUGAACGCUUACUACCGUAUGUUAAAGUCUUUGAAUCAGUAAAUGACAAUUUUGCUAUAUACUCUCAAAGGGAAAAUUUUUCGAUAUUGCAGUAAUAUCUUGUUAUGGUCCAACCGAAGAAAAGGAAGACGAAAAGACGAAAAGUUUAUGAGGAACUAGAAGAAGUUUAUCACAGUCUAUCUAGACAUAGUAUUAAAAUAUUUUAAAAAACUAAUACAGAAUGAGAUAGAAAAAAAUAACGAGGAGAAUUUGAUAGAGGAUAUAGAAAAUCAAUGGAGCCGAAUAAAACAAAUUAUAAUAGAUUGCGUCUCAGUGGAAAUUCAUCAAAACGAGAAGGAAAAAAAAUGGUUUAAUGGUAAGUGUUGAGAAGCAGUAAAGAAACGAUUUUAAAAUAAAAUGAAAAUUGGAGAAAAGAAACCCAGAAAAUAUUAAAAAGAGAAAAAAAUAAUUGAUAUGAAGACAAAAAUAACAGAAAUAGAAUAAAACAGAAAAAAUCCCAAAUAAUUUUUGAACACAACAAUCAAACUAAAGAAAGUUUCAAACCGCAUUUUUUUUUUAAUUUUAUAAAAAAACUGUUAGGAAUCUUAGAUAUUAUUUUCAAAUGAAGUACGACCAUAUUUUAAGGUACGGCAUGAGAAAGAUCAAAGGUCAAAGCGAUUUUAUUAACCGGAAAAGAGUUUUUCAUGAAAAAAAAAAACACAUCUUUGUAAAUUUAAAAAUAUUUCCGCUACACUCAGAAAUUAAAAACUAUAUUUAAUGUAAAUAAAAAGUAAAACGUUUUCUAAACUAAGUUUUUAGGUCAAUGUAUUUAAUAAAAAUACAGUAGGUACCUAUGUGGACGUAUAUAAAUGAUUAUUAUUAUAAUUUAGGUACCUACCUAUGUUAUACAUAUAGGUACAGUUAUAUAAAUACGCAUAAUUUUUAAAUACACCGGAGAAAAAAUAAAAAGCAUUUAUAACCAGAAAAUAAACAAUAAUGACGUAAUAUUGAAAAUAAAUAUUUUUUUAUACCUCUGUCGGCAUAGUUAUUAGGUACUUUCCAGUGUUGAACUCGCGUGAUAUUGCAGCGUUAAGUAUUAUAGGUAGUAUUGUAUUAUAAGUAUUAUACUCACUGCAAACAGACGAGUAUACAGAAUUUCGUGUUGGAUAUGACUUACAAAAAUAAGUUAGUCAUUUGCGAGAUUUUAGAAACCGAAAAAUCGUAUGUAAAUCAUCUGAGAGAAAUAAUCGUAGUAAGUGUAAACUUAUUUAAAAUGCAUUAUUAUUAAUUUCAUCGUAAAAAUAUCUAAAGUCAAAAUGAUUUUACCUUCAUACCUAUUUUUUUCUCACUAAAUACCGUGUCAUGUUGUGCUGCAAAUUUGGAUCUCCAUCACUUUUCUUUGUUCAAUUUCUUCAUUUCGGCAUACCGGAUAUGUAAUCAGUUUAUGAAUCAUCGUUUCAUCGUUAAAUGUCUUCCUGAAUCUUCCUUUUCGUUUAUGAUCGUUUAUGGACAAAUUAUUGUUAAAAGUUUUACCGAAACGAAUUGUGUCUUAACAUGCUAUUGAAAAAUGUUCCACUCAUUUCCCUCAUAGUACUAACCUGAAACCAUUCCCCCCCAUUUCGUUUAGUAAACUUUUAAGUAUCAUUCUUUUCCAAAUUCAUAAUACAUAUUGAAUUUUUCGAUUGGAAAAAAUAAUAUAUGCGUUAGGUCUAAACAAUUAAAAUAGUUUAUGUUCAAUAGUUAUAGAUAAAGCCAUUUUUAUACAAUUAAAUUCAAAUGUUUAACCCACUUGUACACAUACUUGGUAUAAAGAAGUAAUCAUAUUUCUCGUGUCAGGAGUAUUUGGAGUAUUGGAAACAUAGACAAAUAUUAUCGAAAGAACUAUGCAAUAAAUUGUUUGGAAACAUCACGGAAAUUUAUGAAUUUUCAAAGUAGGGUAUUACUAAUUUACACAUUUUUAUAAUCUCGGUUAAUAAACAUUUUAUGUUUUAUACUUUUGUAAAAAUAUAUAUACAGAAUAUUUUUAAACGAACUAGAGUUGGCCAACAACAGCGUAUCGCAAAUUGCUCGUUGUUUUUUAAACAAUCAUCUUAGAUUCAUCGUAUACUCAACAUAUUGCAUACAUUUUCAAGAGUAAGUUGUGAUAUCAUACAAAAAUAUUAGAAACCAAAGGUUUAUUAAAUAUUACAAGAAUUGAUUCGUUAUUAACGUUUUUAGCUCCAGUGUUGUAUUAUCGGAAAUAAUGCAUAGUCGACCGACAGUAAAUAUCGUACGUCAAAGGCAAAAGGAAUUAGGACAUCGUCUUCCUCUCAGUUCCUACCUUGUACUGCCAAUACAGCGGAUUCUCAGAUAUCAUUUAUUACUCAAGGUACCUAUCAAACUAAAGACUGAAAUAGCAGCAUCUUGCAGCUAUUUUGCAUUAUUAUAGUUAAUUGCAAAUUAAGUAAGACAGCGCAAAAAUAAGUAUAAUUUUAUUCACUCAUAGAGUGAGAUAAUAAUAAUAAUAAUAUACAUAGUACAAUGUGAAUUUUGUUUUUUGGAAAUAAUUUUUUUGGUGAGUAAAAUGCUCAGCUUUUUUUUAUACAAUACCUUAAGAAUUAAAUGAAGCGAAACCAUCCGGUGAUAAUUCUAUGUUCUUUUUUUGUUUUUUUUUCUUGAAAGAAUUUUUUCGGCGCUACCUUUUAACAUUCUCAAGGGUUUUUCUGUACAAUUUAAAAACUGACCACAAAUAUCGAUGAUACGUCGGUUUUUAUUGCAAUGAUUUAUCAUUGCUUUUAGUAUGUAAAUUAAAUUACCCUAUAUUCUAUAUAUUUAAAGUUUUCUACCUAAUACACACUAUAGUUGAAGUGGGAACUAUUUUGAAAGGGGACUAUAUUUACCGAAAAUUGAAGAAUGUUCCCGAGAACUAACGAAAUUUAGUCUAAUUUUCAGGAAACCCAUCAUGGAGAUAAGACUUCUAAAAUGUUUUCCUCUCACACACACAUGUUCAUAAUGUUGUACUAAUUGCGAUUAAAAAUAAACUGCAGUCCCCUCAAAAAUUAUUCUACACAUAUUCCUGCUCAGUAAUAGUAAACAGAGUCUGAUUACGUAUAAUGUAAAAAGUAUUCAAAAAUUUAUUUUUUAUAAAAUUAAUUUAAAUUUUUAAAAUUCCAUUUAAAAUAUCUCAAUGACAAUAACUAAAGCGUUCCCUUGGACUUCGAAGACUCAAAUUAAAAGGGGCUGGUCAUUUUAGCUUUUACAAGAAGGGGGCUCCGUACUCCCACUUUAAAUAUUGACUACACGUGUAGCCACCCAGUACCCGUGGUGUAAAGUACGUCAGGCAUUGUAUGUUUAAAUAUUUAAAUAGUUUAAUAAUAGGAAAUAUUUUUGUGUACGUUUUUAUUUUUAGAAAUUAGCAGCGUAUACUUCGGAAGAUGAAGCCGAUCAUGCGUUAGUUACAAAAGCUUACAAUAAAAUGGUUCUUUUGGCUAAAAUCAUCGACGAAACGAAAAAUAAGUACGAAAAAGGAGGACGCGUUAAGAUGAUGCGAUCGAUAAUUAAUCAAUGGAAGAACAAAUCAAAUGUAUAAUAAUUGUAGCGUAGUAUCAUAGACAAUAAUAAUAUUAAUAUUAAAAAUAUAGUAGGUAUUAUUAUUGUAAUUUUUUUUUUUAUCAAGCUUAGUUCGUAUGUGAAACAUAACAAAAACAGUAACAUCAUUAUUAUUAGUAGGCACUAAUUUUAAUUCGUGCUUCAUUAGAGAUUUACAAUAAUAGAUAGUAGACAAUUAUAUUAUAAUACAAUUUAAAUUGGCUUUACAACGUAUUAUUCUUUCGACAGGUCAAGCUCCCUAACAAUUGUUUCGAAUUGCACGCCGAAGGCGAUUUAAUGAUCGCGGGAACGAAGAAGAAACUCCACGUGAUUCUAUUGAACAAUAUGUUAUUGAUCGCCAAGGAACAAAAAUGCGGACUGUUAGAAUACAAAGCUCAUAUUUCGGUGAAUUUUCCAUAUGUAGUUAAUUAUUUUAGUAUAUCUAUGUACAAAUUAAAAAUGUAAAAAAAAAAAAAAAAUGUAUCUUUUAUAGAACCGGAACAUAAUCGUAAUAGAAAACGUGAAAGGAAAUCCGCUUGGUUUUCGUUUAGUGUCCAACGACGCGGAGACUAAUUAUUCGUUUACAUUCCAGGUAAAUAUAUAAUCAUGGCAGUAGAUAUACUAAUUAUACUUAAGAUUUAAGAUUUAUCUUGUUAAAAAAAGAAAAAAUGAAAGAAUCAACAACUGCUUAUGGUUUUAUAUAAAGGUGUUUUUAUGAUCGUUGUUAAUUAUAUUAUUAUGAACUAUAGACUAUAGUGUUAAUUUUCAUAAAGUAUUGAUAUAAUAACUGAUAAGUGGAUAAAAUAAAGAGGUAUGUCACCAAAAGUACGUGAGUUUACGAAAUAUGCCGAUCAUAUGGUUUUUCUCCACUUUUCAUCUCAUUAGUUAGUACAAGGGCGAAUCCAGCACAUUUUUACGGCCAUGACACUUACUAUGGCUUAUGGUAGGUGUCACCUAUGGUUCAUAUAGGUAAAUUUAUAAAACUAAACUGUAACUUUUAUUUUUUCGAAACGUGUGGUUUUUGACUGCGAAUUCAUUGGUUGCCAAAAAGUAAGUUUAUACAGUUGUUUAAAUUUUGGUUGUAUAGUUAGAUUUAACGUAAACAAAAUAUAGUUAUUAAUCAGUUAUCACAGUAGCAGAUUUCAAGUAUAUUCAAUAUAAAAUUAUUAUGAAUUAUAAUACAUAGGAAUACAGUACGAUUCACUAUGCGUGUUCAUUCCAUUUUUUUUGAUUACAUUUUGCAUAUAUUCAAAUUAUGAUUUUUGGAACUUAAAUUUUCGAACACUUGGAUUUUUUACAACAUUUAAGGAGUUUCCUGUGGUGGUAAAAACUUUAGUUUUUCAAAAGAGAAUCUACAUUCAAAAUUCUAUAAAUAGACGGAGUAUUACAGUAAAACGUGUAUAAUAUGAACAGUUAUGGGACUAUAAAAAAAUGUUCGUUAUAGACAGGUGUCCGUAAUAAACAGGCAUGGGAAGUGACAUCGCAAAGAAAAAAUUAAAACGAAUAAAGAAAAAUGCACAACACGUUAUAAUAGCGAAGCGAUACGGAAUAGUACACUGAAUAGAACAAUAGUCUUUACCAUUUCGGACAAAAAACGGAUUAAAUACCUUUUCAGCGUAAUUCCAUACACAAAUACCGCAAAUAGCGGCUUUAACUACACUUGAAAAUCCCAAAAAUAAGAACUUGAUUAUAUGCAAAAUGUAACAAAAAAAAAAAAAAAUGGGAUGAACACGCCUCGUAAAUCACUCUGUAUAUAUUUUAUUUACGAAUUUACACUAAACUGAUUUUUAACGUAAGAAAUUGUAAUAAUGUAAAGAUAAACAUUAUUUUACGAGUAAAAAAAAAAAAUCACCAAGUGGGGUCAAUGGAAAUUUGGGUAGUAGAAAACAAUUUCCAUUUAAAAUCAAGUUACAGUUUGACAAACCUAAAUAACGAAUACUUAUUAAAUUAUGGAAUACCAUAAUAUUCCACGGCUCAUGAUUAUCAGUUCGUUUAUUAAGAUAUGUUUGAUAACCGACUGAAAAUUUGAUACUAUGUCAAACUAAUUGAUAUUUGAAAACACCAAUAUUAUUUUAUUUUUGUAGUUGCAAUUCAUUUUCAUUUACUCUAAGCCUGUAACAAGUAAAAACAUAUUGAUGUUUUUAUUAAUUUGCUUUAAUAGUUGAAAUUAUAAUACAGCACAUCCACGUAUGUCGCAUAUAGUUUACGAUGCCUAGCUGUUUAAACAAUCGAUAGAAGUGUUAAAUUAAAGGGUUAGUACAGAAAGCACAAAAAAAUAAAAUUAUGAUGUACAGUUAAUAACAAUUUAUAGACCUUACAAAUUUCAUUUUCAAUUACCCCUUUCGAUGCUAAAUAUAUUGAUGCUGCAUACCUAAUUUUAUUGUUAAAUAUGAAUGAUACGAAUGUAGUUUAAUGUCAUAAUUAACAAAGAACAAUUAAUUAACCAUUUUACACUUGAACAUUUAAAUAAUUGGGGACUUUGUUGGUGUACAGAAAUAAUAAAUUGUACUAUACCUAUAUUACGUAGGUACGAAAACUGUAAUACAUAUGAUAUCUUGAUCACUGCAAGAAAACUUAUAAUUCUAAUUUAUAAUAAUUAUUUUCACAGGCAUCUUUAAUGGACGACAAGUUAUUUUGGAUUAAAAUGUUAAACGAUAUGAAAGAAGACACGUCGAGACUUUCGAAAGUUGGUUUGGCCGAAUUAAUGGCCGAAUAUUUUUACUUGCCUAAAACUAUCAAAUUGAACAAUUCAAAAGACUUGUUUAAAAACAGUCUUUAA